Messenger RNA from Rotaria sordida, 1836 nucleotides. Lineage: Eukaryota; Metazoa; Rotifera; Eurotatoria; Philodinida; Philodinidae. The record is from the annotation of a GenBank genome assembly.
AUGGCUCUUGUAGAAUAUGAUUUCAUCGUUCGAAAUAUUCCAUCGAAUCCUGAUGGAUAUCCUAGAUCUGUAAUUAUCAUACAUCAUGCUAAUUCAUCAUGGGAUGUCGAUCGACCAUUUCCGGGCCCUCUUAUUCGAGCAAAAUUUGGUGAUCAACUUCGUAUUCAUAUUACGAAUAUGCUACGUGAUCAAUCAACAGCUAUUCAUUUUCAUGGUCUUCAUAUGAUUAAUAAUCCAUGGGCUGAUGGUACAGCACAUAUUACUCAAUGUCCUAUUAGUCCAUAUGAAAAAUUCACCUAUGAAUUUAAUAUAACACAAACAGGAACAUUUUGGUAUCAUUCACAUAAUGCUCAACAAUAUGCGGAUGGAUUAUUAGGUCCAAUUAUACUUGAUCAUGAUUCUAUUGAACAACGAUAUGAUUAUGGAUCGAAUGAUUAUGUUAUUAUAUUACAAGAAUGGUAUCACGAAACAUGGUCUGAUCUUAUGACUGCAUAUCAAGGUCCGUAUGGUGCCUAUCGAGGUAGUAUACCUGUUUAUCCAUGGCCACCUACUUCUUUCUUGAUUAAUGGACAUGGUAGAUUUGAUUGCAGUACAUUAAAUUGUUCUGACAACCAUACCUUGAAAGAUUCUUGUGGUUUUGUACAUCAUGUUCAAUGUAUACCACUUCGAUCACCUUUUUUUGGUCCUUGUAAUCCAAAUGCACAUCCUGUCGACGAAUUUCUAUGUUCACAUGGAAAACAAAUACGUUUAAGAUUAAUUAAUGCUGCUAGUGGUAUUCCAUUUCAUUUUUGGAUUGAUCAACAUAAUCUUACUAUUGUUGCUCGAGACAGUAUUGAGAUUGAACCCAUUACUGUUUCUUCUGUACAUAUUCCUAUUGGGCAACGACUUGAUUUAAUUAUUGAUUGUAAUCAAGAUCCAAAUGUAAAAUAUACUAUAUAUGCAGCUAGUCGAAAUAGCUAUCGACCUUUUGAAAAUAUUAUUAGACCAACUCCGGCCAUGUGGGCAUGGGCAUUACUUGUUUAUUCAAAAUUUCAAGUUGAUAAACAUACAGCUCGUUUAACAGAAGAUCUAAAAUUGGGUCCGGAUGAUUCAUUUUUCGAAUAUAAAUAUUUAAAACCAUUUAAACCUCGUUUUGCUCCAGCUGCCGUUCGUCGUAUUGUACUUCCAUUCGAAGUUGCUUGGAAUAAUCGUACUGGUAUUGAUGCUUUAGAAGAAUGGGUUGUCAAUGGAAUUACUUUCGACAUACCAAAAGAACCAUUACUUCAUGCUAAUUUUUUCGAUGGUACAUUUAAACAUGCCGUUGCAAAUGAACGACCUGGUCGUGUUAACAAUAUUCAUGCUACUUAUAUUGAACAUUUUGAAUAUGGUCAAACCUAUGAAGUAUUGAUGAUUAAUUAUGAUCCACAAUUACAUCCUUGGCAUUUGCAUGGAUAUUCAGUUGAUUUUAUAGCUGCUGGCAAAAUUCCUACUCCACAACUGACUGGAUGUAAUCGAACACGACAAGCUCUGAAGCAAUUUGAUUUUAAUACUAUUUUACCACCUCUUAACUCAACACCGCCUGUCCUUAGUGUAGGCGAUUCAUUUAGUGUACCGCGUGAAAGUUAUGUACUCUUUCGAUUCACUGCGAACAAUCCAGGUCCAUGGACAUUCCAUUGUCACAUGGAAUGGCAUCUUUGGCCAGGCAUGGCUCUUGUCUUUUCUGUAGAACGAAACGGGCGAUAUGAAGGAUUGAUUCAAUCACCAUCAACAAGUUUUCGUAUAUGCGGAAUAAGAAGUCAAAUAUCUUAUAAGUCAUCGACGCCAUUAAUUUCUUCUUCGAAUUCAACUAAACCAUAA